Molecule: messenger RNA, 963 nt
Organism: Plutella xylostella (diamondback moth)
Lineage: Eukaryota; Metazoa; Arthropoda; Insecta; Lepidoptera; Plutellidae
Gene: san
Product: Probable N-acetyltransferase san
Biological process (GO): mitotic sister chromatid cohesion
Cellular component (GO): NatA complex
Molecular function (GO): acyltransferase activity, transferring groups other than amino-acyl groups
Source: RefSeq, a predicted model, not a curated record
GUGAAAUAUUCUAAUUGGAAAAUUGAGUCCCAUCACUAUUUUCUGAUUGAUGGCGGAUGAAAUAUUCGUGUGAUAGAUGGCGGGAGUGAUCUCGUGUGAUAUAAUAAAUUUUGUUAGAUUAGUUUAUUAAUUUAGUGUAUAAAGUUAUUAAAAUGAGUAGGCCUAAAAUAGAGCUAGGGGAUGUGACGCAGCAUAAUAUUAAACAGCUGAAGAAGUUGAACACAGUUGUGUUCCCGGUGUCAUACAAUGAUAAGUUCUACAAGGAUGUAUUGGAAGCUGGUGAAAUGGCAAAGCUAGCCUAUUACAAUGAUAUCGUGGUGGGCGCAGUGUGCUGUAGAAUAGACACGACGGAGAACUCGCGGAGACUGUACAUAAUGACGCUAGGCUGUUUAUAUCCCUACAGAAGACUUGGCAUAGGCACUCUGAUGGUAGAGCAUGUGCUCAAAUAUGUAGAACAGGAUGGAAACUUCGACAGCGUAUUCCUACAUGUCCAAGUCAACAACGAGGGUGCAAUAGAUUUUUAUAAAAAGUUUGGAUUUGAAAUCGUGGAGACGAAAGAACAUUACUACAAGAGGAUAGAGCCGGCUGACGCCCACGUCCUUCAGAAAACACUGCGGGAGCCGAGCGCUCCCUUAGUCAAUGGAACUGUGCCACACGCUAAAACCAAUGGUCAUGACUGAACAAAUCACUAAUCUCCAUUCAUGUACAAAGAGCCUCUAUGUUGUUCUCGUGGAAUAAGCAGGUAUACAACAUUUUCUAUGGAAUAACAUAAUCACUUGAUGUAGACAUGACAUUUUCUCCUAAGCUAAGCUAGAACAGCCAUUACAUACCACAAUAUAAAAUUGACCAGUGUCAAAACAUAGCUAAUAUAGUGCAGUUUAUCCAGAAACAUGUGAAUACCCAUUUUGCUCUUAAUACUAAACUAGAAUUUACUCAUAUAAGACUUAGAUUUAAAGUUUGAUA